Messenger RNA from Protobothrops mucrosquamatus (brown spotted pit viper), 2265 nucleotides. RefSeq names its product doublecortin like kinase 1 (gene DCLK1). The coding region runs from base 1 to 2265 and encodes 754 amino acids. The transcript has 16 exons. NCBI's taxonomy places the organism in Eukaryota, Metazoa, Chordata, Lepidosauria, Squamata, Viperidae. The record is from RefSeq and is a predicted model, not a curated record. Gene Ontology annotation, molecular function: protein kinase activity; ATP binding. Gene Ontology annotation, biological process: protein phosphorylation; intracellular signal transduction.
AUGUCCUUUGGGAGAGAUAUGGAGCUGGAACACUUUGAUGAGCGUGACAAAGCACAGCGGUACAGCCGAGGGUCACGUGUGAAUGGGCUCCCUAGCCCGACUCAUAGUGCCCAUUGCAGUUUCUAUCGAACCCGCACCCUACAAACCCUCAGCUCUGAGAAGAAAGCCAAAAAAGUCCGUUUCUAUCGCAAUGGGGACCGAUAUUUCAAAGGGAUUGUAUAUGCCAUAUCUCCUGAUCGCUUUAGAUCUUAUGAAGCCUUGCUGGCUGACCUGACCCGAACUUUGUCUGAUAAUGUCAAUCUGCCCCAGGGUGUGAGAACCAUCUACACUAUUGAUGGAGCAAAGAAGAUCGCCACUUUAGACCAACUUGUGGAAGGAGAGAGCUAUGUGUGUGGUUCAAUAGAGCCCUUUAAGAAGCUGGAGUACACAAAGAAUGUAAAUCCUAAUUGGUCUGUAAAUGUUAAGACCACCUCAACUUCCCGUUCAGUGCCCUCUCUAGCCACGGCCAAAGGAAGCCCUCCAGAUUCAAAGGAGAACAAGGAUUUCAUUAGACCUAAACUGGUCACAAUCAUCAGGAGUGGUGUGAAGCCACGCAAAGCAGUACGGAUUCUUCUUAACAAAAAAACAGCACAUUCAUUUGAGCAGGUUCUCACUGAUAUUACUGAUGCCAUCAAACUUGAUUCAGGAGUAGUUAAGCGUCUUUACACACUGGAUGGGAAACAGGUGGUGUGCCUUCAGGAUUUUUUUGGUGAAGAUGACAUAUUUAUUGCAUGUGGCCCUGAAAAAUUUCGUUACCAGGAUGACUUCUUGCUAGAUGAAAGUGAAUGUCGUGUAGUGAAAUCUACUUCCUAUACCAAAAUAGCUUCAACACCACGUCGGAGCACCACUAAGAGUCCAGGUCCAUCCCGACGAAGCAAAUCUCCAGCAUCCACCAGCUCAGGUCCAAACCCAUGUUUUCUUGUCUGUUUUUAUGUUUCUCUAGUUAAUGGAACGCCUGGAAGUCAGCUUUCUACUCCCCGUUCCGGGAAGUCUCCAAGCCCUUCUCCUACUAGCCCAGGAAGCUUGCGGAAACAGAGGAGCUCUCAGCACAGUGGUUCCUCUACCUCACUAGCCUCUACCAAAGUCUGCAGUUCGAUGGAUGAAACCGAUGGGCCUGGUGAAGAAGUGUUGGAUGAAGGCUUCCAGGUUCCAGCCUCAAUAGCCGAGAGGUAUAAAGUUGGUCGGACUAUAGGAGAUGGAAAUUUUGCCAUUGUAAAAGAAUGUAUAGAAAGGUCAACUGGUAGAGAAUAUGCCCUGAAAAUCAUUAAAAAAAGUAAAUGCAGAGGAAAGGAACACAUGAUUCAGAAUGAAGUUUCUAUUUUAAGACGGGUCAAACAUCCCAACAUUGUUCUCCUGAUUGAGGAAAUGGAUAUGCCCACUGAGUUGUAUCUUGUCAUGGAACUUGUAAAAGGAGGAGAUCUUUUUGAUGCUAUUACCUCCACAAAUAAGUAUACAGAAAGGGAUGCCAGUGGGAUGCUGUACAAUCUGGCCAGUGCCAUCAAAUACCUUCAUAGCUUGAAUAUUGUUCACAGGGAUAUCAAACCUGAAAACCUGCUGGUCUAUGAGCACCAAGAUGGAAGCAAGUCUCUGAAACUGGGAGAUUUUGGUCUGGCCACUAUAGUAGAUGGACCUCUUUACACAGUUUGUGGAACCCCCACCUAUGUGGCUCCAGAAAUAAUUGCAGAAACUGGAUAUGGCCUGAAGGUGGACAUCUGGGCAGCUGGUGUGAUUACUUACAUCCUGCUGUGUGGUUUUCCUCCAUUCCGUGGAAGUGGAGAAGACCAGGAAGUUCUUUUUGAUCAGAUUUUGAUGGGACAAGUAGAGUUUCCAUCUCCAUAUUGGGAUAAUGUAUCUGACACUGCAAAGGAACUAAUUACUAUGAUGCUUCAGGUAGAUAUAGAACAGCGAUUUUCAGCUUUGCAAGUGCUUGAGCAUCCAUGGGUUAAUGAUGAUGGCCUUCCAGAAAAUGAGCAUCAGUUGUCAGUAGCUGGGAAGAUAAAAAAACAUUUCAACACAGGCCCUAAACCCAACAGCACAGCUGCCGGCGUUUCCGUUAUAGCAACCACCGCUCUUGAUAAGGAGAGGCAGGUUUUCCGACGAAGACGCAACCCGGAUGUGAGGGGACGUUUUAAGCCACAGCCACCACCUCCUGAACUCAACUCUGAAUCAGAAGACUAUUCACCAAGUUCAUCUGAGACUGUUCGCUCACCCAAUUCGCCCUUUUAA